Molecule: messenger RNA, 5593 nt
Organism: Cuculus canorus (common cuckoo)
Lineage: Eukaryota; Metazoa; Chordata; Aves; Cuculiformes; Cuculidae
Gene: FKBP15
Product: FKBP prolyl isomerase family member 15
Exons: 30
Coding region: 147-3905 (1252 amino acids)
Cellular component (GO): growth cone
Molecular function (GO): peptidyl-prolyl cis-trans isomerase activity
Source: RefSeq, a predicted model, not a curated record
GCCCCGCCCACUCCAGCCCUGCCACCCCGCGGCUGGUCUUCCGCUUUUCCCCUCUCGGUCCCGUCCCGCCGCAAAGCGCUCGGCCGCCGCGCAGCGCUUUUACGACACGGCGGGAGGGCCCUGGUGCCGGUGCUGGCGCCGUGACCAUGUUCGGGGCAGCGGAGGAGGACGAUGCGGAUUUCCUGUCCCCCAGCGGCGGUGCCAGACUGGCCUCUCUCUUUGGUCUGGAUCAAACAGUCUCAAGCCAUGGGAAUGAAUUCUUCCAGUACACGGCACCAAAGCAGCCAAAGAAGGGUCAGGUGGCAGCAGCAGGACAGGCAGCCCCGAAGGCUCCAGUGGCACCAGCAGCUCCAGCAGCUCCAGCAGUGUUUGUGGCCACUGCGGUUCAUGCUUAUCGAUAUACAAACGGGCAGUAUGUCAAGCAAGGCAAGUAUGGAGCUGCUGUAGUGGGGAACCAUGCAACUAAAGAGUACAGGAUCCUCCUUUAUAUCAGUCAGCAGCAACAGGUCGCAACGGCAAGGAUCCACCCAGGCUUCAUACUUACGGUUCAACCCAACAAUUACAGCACAUUCUAUGAUGAUCAGAGACAAAACUGGUCCAUCAUGUUUGAGUCAGAAAAGGCAGCGAUGGAUUUCAGUAAGCAGGUGUGCAUUGCUAAAUGCAACAGCUCCCCAGCGCUCGAUUCGGUCCUCUGCCAGGAUCUCCUCCUGGGGGAAGGGCAGGGAGUCGAAGGAGGAGACUCCCUGGAGGUUGCCUACACGGGUUGGCUGUUCCAGAACAACGGGCUUGGACAGGUAUUUGACUCAAAUGUUAACAAAGACAAGCUGUUGCGGUUAAAGCUGGGAUCUGGGAAGGUCAUCAAGGGCUGGGAAGAAGGAAUGAUGGGGAUGAAGAAAGGAGGACGAAGGUAUCUCAUCAUUCCUCCAACAUGGGCCUACGGGGCUCAGGGAGUGGCUGGCCGUGUCCCUCCUGACUCGACUCUAGUUUUUGAGGUGGAAGUUAGGCGGGUGAAGUUGGUGAAGGAAUCUUCUGGUUCGGAUGGGCUGAGUGUUAGUUCAAGGGAUUCUCCCGCACCUUCUCCAGUACCCAAUUCAGACGGCUUCUCUGCAGAGACUGGUUUAUUGCCUCCAUCGACGAUACCUCCAAAACCUGGGGAGCCGGCUGUCCGGGCCAAGUCAAACUCCAUCAGUGAGCAGCUGGCAAAUCCAGAUGUAGCAAAGGCAAAGCUGAUCUCUCGGAUGGCUAAAAUGGGGCAGCCCAUGCUGCCUUUCCUUGCUGGGACAGCAGGCAGUCAGCUUGACUCCAGUGACUCAGAAAUUGAGGAUCCAAAUACGCUGCGAGGGACAGCGCAGCCAGCGGCUGCGCCUUCGGUGAGACCGUCACAGCCAGCUCACGUGGUGCUGCCUACAGUGUCAACACAAGUACCUCAACCAUCUGGUUCUACACCCCCGGUGUCUUCUGCUGCUUUAAUACCAGCAACGAUGCAGCCCCAUUCAGCACUGCCUGGAGGAGCACAGGGGUUUCAGGCAUAUCCAGGAAUGGCAUUUGCUUAUCCCCAAACUGCUGCCUCGGCUUCUCAACUCCAGCCUGUAGGACAGAUGUAUCAUGCACAUUACCAAGCACCCGGGGACGUUACUUCCUUUUUGAUGACAGAAGCUCGGCAGCACAACACUGAAAUCCGAAUGGCCGUUAGCAAAGUUGUGGAUAAAAUGGAUCAUCUGGCUGCCCAGGUGGAGGAAUUGAAGAAACAGAAUGCUGGAAACAGCUCACUGUUGCCUGGUAUCUCCUCUGUUACAAUGGAAGCCUCUAUGAUCAUGAGCAAUAUCCAACGCAUAAUCCAGGAGAAUGAGAGACUGAAGCAAGAGAUAUUUGAGAAGAGCAGUCGUAUCGAGGAGCAAAAUGAGAAGAUCAGCGAGUUGAUUGAGCGGAAUCAGAGGUAUGUCGAACAAAGUAACUUGCUGAUGGAGCAGAGGAACCACUCGCUGCAAACAACAAAUGAAAACACACAGGCAAGAGUGUUGCAUGCAGAACAGGAGAAGCACAUGCUGCCAGUGGAUCGGGGCUGGGACCAGGCCAAAGUCGCAGAGGAGUUAGCAGCUGCCACAGCCCAGGUUUCCCAGCUGCAGCUGGAGUUGACAGCCCACCAGAAGAAGGAGAUGGACCUGCGGAAACAGCUGUCUGCAGCCCUGCAGGAGGCAGAGCGACACGAGACGCAGCUCAACAAACUGCAGGCACAGUUGGCAGAGCUCCAAGAAGCCUCUGAGGACACUCAGAGUAGAUUCAAAGCUGAGAAGCAGAGCCGCAAGCAGCUGGACAUGAAGAUUGCAGCAUUGGAAGAAGAGUUGACGGACCUAAAAGUGGAAAAGGAGACUCUGGAAAAGAAUCUUGCAGAGAGAAAGAAGAAAUCCCUUUCAGAGAGAGCUCAGGCAGAGGAAGAAAUGGAAGAAAUACGCAGAUCGUAUCAGCAAGAGCUGGACAAGCUUCGGCAGCUGUUGAAAAAGGCACGGACUUCGACUGACCAGGCAGCGGCAGAGCAGAUGUCCCUCAUCCAGGCAGAGCUGGAAUCCCAAUGGGAAGCCAAGUGUGAACGUACGCUGGCCUCGGCCAAGGAGCAGCAUGUCAGACAGUACCAGGAGGUGUGUGAGCAGAGAGAUUUCCUGCAGCAGCAGGUGUCCCAGCUGGAAGAGAAGCUUGCGGCUCUAAAACAUUCGAAGAAAGCAGAGGAGCAAAAAUUGUUGGAGUGUCAGCAGCAUUUGGAGCAACUAGAGCCUAUCAAAGAGAAGUAUUCAGCCUUGCAGUCUGACUUUGUGGUACUAAAGGCUCGCUAUGAAGAACGCAUCCAAGACCUGGAAAAGGAUCGGGAUGGAUCUUCACCUGCAGCCUUCACAGAAGAAGUGAAGAAGAUAAUGAAUGGUGUAUUUCAGUCUCUUCGGGGUGAAUUUGAUCUGGAAGAGACCUACAGUGGCAGGACAGUUCUGGGCGUUGUCAUGAACACUAUUAAGACUGUAACGCUGCAGCUGCUCAACAGGCAGCAGGAGAGACCGGAUCAGGACAGUGUGAAGGAGGAAUCUGGAGCAGCGAGACAGGAGGGAUCACUUGGAGAAAAGGCAGAGCACGAAGGGCCCGUGCAGCAUAGCCCAGCAGAUCCUGGGGAAGCAGCUACAGGCUUCACGGUGUCUGACCAGGAAUGCGAGUCUGCUCCUCUGUCUGCCAGGCCCGGAACUCCUGAGGAAAAGCAGGCGACACAGAGCAGUGUGGUGUCAGAAGAAGAGAAGGUCCAGGAGGAGCAUCUCUCUUCCAGAGCGGAAUCCUGCCUGGAUCCUGAUAAGGGGCCUGCCCUUGCAGGACAGCCUGAGGCAGAAGAGGACUUCGUCCCAGCUGAGCGAAGGCAGGAGAGCAGUCCCAGCAGGAGCACAGAGACAGAACACAGUCCCUCCGAAGUGUCUUUGCAGGCAGCAGAUGCAGAACCUUCUGAUCUAGAAGCCAAGACAAGAGAAGCAGAUAUGGCAGUGCUCUCAGAAAAGCCAGCUGUGGAGCAGAAGGCAGAGGAGCCUGUCAGGGGUUUCGAGCCCCCUCCCUUAAAUGGUGAGGGAGGGAACUGCACAGACCCAUUGGAUGGGUUUAGUGCUGAGAAGGAGCCCACUGCGGCAUCCAGCACAGCAGAGCCGAGCUCAGCUGCCAUUGCAGAAUCCCCAGGACAGCAGGAAGAGAGCUCCAUCCACACUCGAAAGGAUUCUGGCCUCUUUGAGGAUGACAACUUCUUUGAAACAGCAUCUUGUAAACCACAGAAGCCUCGAGUUCCCUCUGAGGAGGAGGAUGAAGAGGAAGUGAGCAUGAAGGGGCGUCCCCCUCCGGCUCCGCUCUUUGGCGAUGAUGACGAUGAUGAUCUGGAUUGGCUGGGAUGAAGAGCCGGCUGGUGAGCCUGUGAGCCCUCUCCUCUGGGCGAGGCCUCUUCCUGUGCGCGCAGCUCUUGACAAACGGCGUAGGUGGGACAGUUGUGACCAGCCAGGGCCUUCUCAGGCUCUUGCGCUGCAGAGCUGGUGGCUCUUUCUGCCUUCACAGGCACCCAGACCCAUCCCUCUGACCUGGCAAAGAUAACAGAGAUUGGGGACAAGCUGAAGGCAACAACCGGACUUACAGCACGUUUGGAUCGCUGUCCUCCUCCUGUCAACUGUUGAUUCCUUAGUCUGAACCUUUAUGCAAAUGUGAACUCCAAGUGCUUCAGAACGAGUCUGGCUGGACCCCGCAGGCGGUAAUGACUUUAACAGACUAAAAUCUCUCCUCCUUCCCCAGGAAGAUCUCCUUGGAAUAUCCCUUAGUCCCAGCGUGGCUCCAAGGGACUCUGUCCCCUCUCACCAUGUAUGAGCCGUGCGUGGUGGGAAUGUGCAGAGCCCCCCGGCAGGUGUUCCCUGCCACGCCAGGCUCCGCUUGCGGAAGUCCCAGCACCAAGGGGGCUUGUGGGUGCUGUUGUAGGGUUGGAGCUGUGGCAUGUGGGACGCUCGCUGUCCCCUCCAGGGGCACGUGGUGGCCGUGCUGAAGGGCAGGGCUCCGUGAGACCCAUGCUCCGAGCACGGAUGGAAUUGCAGCUGUGGGAAGCUGCAGCCCCAGCUGUUUGUAGGUCAUCCCAAAGCUCAAACAAAUGGUUCACAGCACAGCCUCUGCCACCAGCUCUGCUCUGCUCGGGGCCAGAGGGGAGAUGAUUGAUUUGUUGCAGGGUUGUGUGUCACGGGCAGUGAUGCGGCUGUGGGAUGGGCUACCACUCAAGAGCGUCACCGCAGGCAGCCCAGCACAGCUCCUGUGCCUUCUUCUCUGCUGCUGUUUAACAUGACCCUCACGGCACGAGUUCAGACUUUCUGAGGGUGAGACAGAGGCCGCAACGCAACCUCAGCCGGGCCCUGCGGGGCAGCCAGGGCAGCAGGGAGUGACUUUGCCAUCAACAUGGGCCAAGAAGGGGGAAGCAGGGAGCGGUGGCAGCUGGAUGAACGCCUUGGGUUCCUCAGAGCACUUCUACACAACUUAAAACUGUGAGCAGUUUUAGUGUCUUUAAGACAAAUAAACCCUCUGUCGCUUAAUGGAAUGGAAGUGCUUAAAGUGAUUCCACUGCGGUUUAGUUUCUGCAACUGCCUGUUGUCAUCCCUGAGCUGAACUUGAUCCAUGUUCUCCUAAGGGGGAUUCCUUGGGAGGAGAAAGAGCACUGGGCAUCCCUCGGCUGGAGGGCAGCAGUGGGAGGGAUCCCUGCCCUGCACCAGGCAGGAUGAAUGCAGCCACAAUUGUGGAUGAGACCAAAGCCCAGGGCAGAGCUGCCCUGCAGCCGCUUGUCUCGUGGGGUGAAAGAAGCUGUGGGUUCCUGGGGAGCCACUCCAGGACCAAAGCCCUGGGCUGUUAUUCUGGGCUGGAUCUGGCAGGCUGAGACCCGGGUUCCCCAGGGCUGCCCUGCCCUGGGUGUGGGCUCUGCACCCCUCUGGGCAGGGUCCUGGCCAAGGCCCUCCCUCAUACUAAUCCCUUCCCCUUCUGGUUCCCCCUUGCACACAGGCAACUCGAAGGAUUUGCAUUUCACUUCUUGAACAAUAAAGUGCAAUUACACCUGUAUUUU